This is a messenger RNA of Phycomyces blakesleeanus NRRL 1555(-), 252 nucleotides long. RefSeq lists its product as hypothetical. The transcript has 2 exons. The record is from RefSeq and is a predicted model, not a curated record. Lineage: Eukaryota; Fungi; Mucoromycota; Mucoromycetes; Mucorales; Phycomycetaceae. Bases 1 to 252 code for a protein of 83 amino acids. Gene Ontology annotation, cellular component: NatC complex.
AUGGUGGCCGAUACCGAGAAUAUCCAGAGAUUGCGCACCUACUUGAAUUUUAAGACACGUAUACAGAUUAGCGAUGGCAGAACGUUUAUAGGCGUGUUUAUGUGUGUCGACAAGGACAAGAAUAUUAUCCUUGCUCAUGCAGAGGAAUUCAGAGGAGAUGAAAAACGUCUUGUAGGAUUAGUGAUGAUCCCAGGAAAGCAUCUUGUCAAGGUGGAAGCAGAAAACAUGAAUGCUGAUGAUCUUUACUCUUGA